UCCUUGGAUUGACGUACGUUUUCCGAGCCAUAUCUCGAGCCGGCUCCACAGUAAUGCUGUCCGACCUUAAUACAGCUGUAAGCAAGCUGGUCGGUUAUGCUUGGAGGUUCGCUUUGGGUGAUAAUUUCAGGCCAGUAUGGGGGUUUUGCCCCCUAUUUUGUUAAUGGUGUAUGUGAUGUUUGAUCCGCGUUUAUGACCAGCUUUCAUUCGUGCCGUGUUCACAUGCUAGUCGGAAUUAGGACACUCUGAAAAGUACGACUUGCUAACCAGUUGUAGUUAUACAAGUCCAGUGUUCAACGAAUCAGUAAGUCGGAAAUGUCAGAGUUUAUUCGUUUCAACUAGUAUUUGAACGCAGCAUCAUAGCUGCUCCUUAUGGAACGCCGUUUGGGUCUUUGCGUGUCAAAAAAGAUACACGUCAAAUAACACGAUUUGACGUGUAAAAUAAGCUUGUUGUCCAAUCAGGGCUUGAAUAUCACAGCACGUUACAUAAUAAUUGAACAUGUUCAUACAUUUUGGUUGUAGUUAUACAAUUUGGAAAUACUAGGAGUUUCCUAGUUCCAACUAUCCCAUGAACGCAGCAUUAGAGCUGCUAGUCAUAAUUUCGUGUCGUGUCUAAAAACUAAAUUUGCAUUUUCGCCUUGUUCACGCCUCCUGGCAGUUCUUCUUGACAUUGAGGGAGUUAUGUUAAUGGUAACGCCCCGGGUGAAGCGGGUUAGCAUUGAUUGUAUUCGUUUUGGAAACCGCGUUCGAGCCAGGUGAUCCGUUUUGGCCGACAGCGAAGUCGGCUCAAAACAAAAGUGAUGUAGGUUAAUUAAGCACGUGGAUGAGUAGCAUCAAAGAUUGUGUACUAUAUUGUCAAGUGAUCGCUCUAAAGAUGGAAAUACAUGUCCUAAAAUAUGGAAGGAGGCGAGAUCAGAUUUGCAACACACUUGACAGAUGGGCAGCCUGGCCAGAUUACGCUGAAUAAGCACAACAGCCUGGCCAGAUUACGCUGAAUAAGCACAACAGCCUGGCCAGAUUACGCUGAAUAAGCACAACAGCCUGGCCAGAUUACGCUGAAUAAGCACAACAUGACCACUGAGAAAGGCAUUCCCAGUAAUUCCAGGGUGCUGAUGUUGUUUGGCCAGCUGGAGAAGCUGAACAGGGAGUCCAUGCUGGUGGACCCUGAGAUCGCCAGGCAGAUCACUGCCAAGGUCCUUCACCUCAUACAGACUCAAGAGAAGACACGGAAGGAGAUCAUGUCCAAGGGCUCCAGUGGCAUGGAGGUUAUCCUGGCGACUUUGGAGCACUUGUCCAGCAAGUAUGGUGGAUGCGUAACCAGGCCAGUACUGUACAGCUUGGUUCAGUCGUGUGAAAGGAACACACAGGAUCUGCAAACUAUCCUGAACAUUUUGUACAUUCUGAAUGAGCUGUUAACCGUGGGUGGGGGUCGCAGGAUUGGUGUGUUUGUGUCCAAGGGUGGCACAGGCAUCUUGCUGCAGCUGGUCAUCAGAGCCAGUAAAGAGUCUCCCCCUAGCGAGGAGUUCAUGCUGCAGCUCCACUCAGUCCUGGCCAAGGUUGGACCAAAAGACAGGAAGUUUGGUGUGAAAGCCCGUCUGAACGGAGCUCUAAAUGUCACUGUGAACCUGCUCAAACAAAACCUACAGAACCACAAGCUGCUGCUGCCCUGUCUGCUGGUUCUACAGGUCUACUCCUCCAACACUGUGAAUGCUGUGUCCCUGGGGAAGAAUGGAGUGGUGGAGCUCAUGUUCAAAAUCAUUGGACCUUACAGCAAAAAGAACACCAGUCUGCUGAAAGUAUCCCUGGACACACUGGGGGCCUUGCUCAAAUCCAAGACGAACGCCCAGCGGGCGGUGGUCCAUGUGCCCGUGCUGCUGUACAUCUAUCAGGAUUGGCACCGCAACGACACGCGCCACCGCCACAUACUCAUCCGCAAGGGCAUCCUGGGCUGCCUGAAGAACAUCACCAACAUCAAGCUGGGCCGCAAGGCCUUCAUCGACGCUGAUGGGAUGAGGAUCCUCUAUAACACCUCCAAUGAGUGCCUGCCAGUGAGGACUCUGGACCCUCUGAUCAACACCUCCAGCCUCAUCAUGAGGAAGUGCUUCCCCAAGAACCGCCUCCCUCUGUCCACCAUCAAGAGUGUCUUCCACCACCAGCUGCUUUGUGUACCCGCAGGAGGGCCAGUCGCUCAGCUCUACAACCAGCCACUGGGGGUGGAUGAUGUGGUGGACGAGAGCGACAAUUAUGAGGAUGCAGAGGCCGAGAACGACACGGAGAACGAGAUGGAGGAGAAGGACCGCCACGCUGGGAAUGAUGACGUAGAAACGGACAUCAAUAAACUGAGACCCAAGGAGACCCAUAGCAGGCCGUUUGAAGAGCUGAAGAUCUAUGAGAGAUUUUUUAUGGAGCUCUCAGAGGAUUUCCAGGUAUUUAACUUUGACAACCCAAAGAGAGGUGUGACGGCCACCCCAGCAGCUCCCAAGUCUCACCGCCCAAUCAUCGUUCCCACCACCCAGGCCCUGCCCCCGAAAAACCCCACUGCUGCCCCCCUUCAGGGGGAGUGCCCCCAUCCGGCCCCAGUCCCUGCCCUGGACCUUGACACCAUCAACAUCACCAAGGACCAAGAUGGCUGUGGUGACCACACCCACAGCCGAUCCCACCCUGGGGCGGGGCUGGAGCAGGAGCUGGUGCAGGGACUGGAGCGGGUGGCCCUGGAUGGGGCUGGACCUCAGGCCGGAGGAGGAGGGGUCAACAAGCACAAUAGACAGCCCCCAAUACUGGCUGGGGGUGUGGCUGCCCGACUGGGGGGAGAGGGUGAGGAGAUGUCAGCGGAGGACUGGGCUGAGGAGGAGGAGAGCGGCGAGGGGGCAGUGCUGCAUGUGCCGGACACGGCCUUGCUCCUGCCGCUCCACGACCCUGACCUGUACGUGGAGAUGGUGAAGAGCACACGCUCUGUGCCACAGUUUUCUGAGGUGGCCUACCCAGACUACCUUGGCCACGUGGCGCCCACCUCCCGAGAACACAUCCUGGAGAGGGUCUACGGCGUGCAGAGUCCUCUGCCACCCUUCAGGACUAAGAUCUUCCAGGACAUUGAGAGGCUGAUCCACCCCAACGACAUCCUGGAUAAGGUGGUCUACGACUUGGACAUACAGAGUUGUACAGUGGUUGACGGCGGCGGAUCUCUGAAGUUCAACUCUCAGUUUGAGUCUGGCAACCUGAGGAAAGCAGUUCAAGUCAGAAAGUUUGAGUACGACCUGGUCCUAAACUCCGACAUCAACAGUAACCACUACCACCAGUGGUUCUACUUUGAGGUGAGCGGCAUGCGCGUGGGAUCCCCCUAUCGCUUCAACAUCAUCAACUGUGAAAAGUCCAACAGCCAGUUCAACUACGGUAUGCAGGUUCUGAUGUACUCUGUACAGGAGGCCAUUAGCGGCAGGCCCCGUUGGGUUCGCACCGGAACGGACAUAUGUUACUACAAAAACCACUUCUCCAGGAGCUCGAUAGCAGCAGGCGGUCAGAAGGGGAAGUCCUACUACACCAUGACCUUUAGCAUGACCUUCAACCACAAGGACGAUGUCUGCUACUUCGCUUACCACUACCCUUACACCUACACUACUCUAAAGAUGCACCUGCAGAAGCUGGAGGCGCUGAGGACCCCUCAGACCUACCUGCGCAAAGACGUCCUGUGUGAGACUCUGGGGGGCAAUAGCUGCCCCCUCCUCACCAUCACCGCCAUGCCCGAGUCCACCAGCAACGACCAGAUCUGCCAGUUCAGGAACCGUCCGCUGGUGUUCCUGUCAUCGCGGGUGCACCCAGGGGAGACCAACGCCAGCUGGGUGAUGAAGGGCACCCUGGAGUUCCUGAUGGGCAGCAGCCCCCUGGCACACAGUCUCAGGGAGGCAUACAUCUUCAAGAUAGUCCCCAUGCUCAACCCUGACGGAGUGGUCAACGGCAAUCACCGUUGUUCUCUGAGUGGGGAGGAUCUGAACCGACAGUGGCAGAACCCCAGUCCUGAGCUGCAUCCUACCAUCUACCACACUAAGAGCCUGCUGCAGUACCUCGCUGCCAUCCAGAGGGCACCAUUGGUGUUCUGUGACUACCACGGUCACUCCCGGAAGAAGAACGUGUUUAUGUACGGUUGCAGUUUGAAGGAGACUGUAUGGGAGACCAACAUCAGCGCUACAUCCUGUGAGCUACAUGAAGACCUUGGUUACAGGACUCUGCCUAAGAUCCUGUCUCAGAUGGCACCGGCCUUCAGCAUGGCCAGCUGUAGCUUUGUGGUGGAGCGCUCCAAGGAGGCCACGGCCCGCGUGGUGGUGUGGAGGGAGAUCGGAGUCAAGCGCAGCUACACCAUGGAAAGCACACUCUGCGGCUGUGACCAGGGCAAAUACAAGCAACCCGAGUACGUACUUGUUGGAGGAUGAAGAGGCAUCCUUCAUGGAGGAGGUGGACUACAGCGCCGAGAGUGGCGACGAACCCGACAACGACCCCAACACCGCCGACAACCACCUCUCUGAAUCCAACAACCAUAGAGACUCACUCACCUAGCUCAAACCCCCUGAUCACUACCCAACCCCAACCAGAUAUCCCCAUUUUGCUCUGAAGUUACUUACUCCUCUCCCUCUGGCCUUGGUGCAUCAUGGAUACCACAUCCAUGCUAUAUUUGCCUUGCAUAUCUCAUGCACAUUUAGAGCGUUAUAGAAUGAAUAGACACGUUAGACAAAUAACACAAGUUAACACAAGGGUUUUGUUGCAAUGUCACCAUUUGUCAUAAAGUGUUACACAAAGAGAAUUUCUAAAUCUCUAUUUACGUAUGUCUAUAGGUAAUUCUAUGGUUAGACACAAGUUGAGAUGGAAUGUACACCUUGGUUGUAUUUGCAUAAAUGGUACAGUAUGUCUCAAUGACCUACUAAUAACAGUAGCGCACAAUUGGCAUACCGGAAAGGUAGCAAGCAAAGUAGAACCAUUUGCACAUGUAACACAUCAACAUGCAUACCGUACGCAUGAACACAGGUACAGGGCAGAAGAAAAGGUCAAAAGCUCAGGCCAAAACUGACAUUGAUGUUGUGGAUCUGUUUUGUGCUACUGAGAAGUACAUGUAUUUCUGUAGUCUGUCUGUAAGCUUAGUUGGUUGUCUGUACAAUGCAAUGGUACUGAGUUUUAGGAAGGAUGGUGCUAUUUGGGAGUAGUUUAGAGAAUUUUUAUAACAUAUCUUUUUUUUAACUUGUAUUUUUUCUAGAUGUAAGUAGGUAUUACGUUUUGGUUGUGUUUGUACAGUCGGUGCAUAGCUAUUUAAAUGUAAUUUUUCUUAUUUAUUUAGUUUGAUUUUAUUUGUGAGACGUAUCCUGUGUGUUUUAGUAGAUGGAAAUGCUAGACCACCAUUAGAACUGGGCAGCCAAAUGCUCUGUUUGUGGGAGUAAAAAAAGAAAACUGACUAAACCUUUUAAUUUGAUUGUAACACAAAUAAGUUAAAGCUUGCAAUGAAAUCGUGGGAAAUAAAUGUGAAUGUGAAAAUA
Molecule: messenger RNA, 5516 nt
Organism: Salvelinus fontinalis (brook trout)
Lineage: Eukaryota; Metazoa; Chordata; Actinopteri; Salmoniformes; Salmonidae
Product: cytosolic carboxypeptidase 1-like
Exons: 26
Coding region: 1071-4424 (1117 amino acids)
Biological process (GO): protein side chain deglutamylation; C-terminal protein deglutamylation; proteolysis
Molecular function (GO): metallocarboxypeptidase activity; zinc ion binding
Source: RefSeq, a predicted model, not a curated record